Corticium candelabrum is the source of this 1432-nucleotide messenger RNA. RefSeq lists its product as uncharacterized. The coding region runs from base 134 to 1432 and encodes 432 amino acids. The transcript has 9 exons. NCBI's taxonomy places the organism in Eukaryota, Metazoa, Porifera, Homoscleromorpha, Homosclerophorida, Plakinidae. Gene Ontology annotation, cellular component: membrane. The record is from RefSeq and is a predicted model, not a curated record.
UGCGAAGGCUAGAUGGCUGAAAGAGCUGGAGCUUUUGUUUUCGUUCUACUUCUUGUAGUGCUACUACAGUAAGUUAGCAUAGACCGUCUUUGCCUCUCCUACUGAUCAAUACGUACGUGUAUAUCCGCUCGAAAUGUAUUCUAGAAGAGAGACUGUUCACUCUAUACAAAUCGGUGACCGUCCACCACGUCUGUGUUGGACUGCAUUUAUUAGUUUGAGGUUUCCGUCUGCAUGGAGAAGAGAUGAAGUGGAAUCACCUGACAUUCAUAGAAACAGUUAUUAUCCGGUGUGCGAGCAACCCAAAGACGUGGACUGUCGGACACAUGACGGGCGACUAGCCAGUGAAACGUCUGAUGUGCUAAACUGCACCGUAGAGACUGGACUGAUGUGUAUGGCAAGGGAUCAACCGAAUGGUCGUCACUGCCAGCACGACUAUAAAGUUCGCUAUUUGUGCGAAUGUGACUGCCGCCAGACUUUACGCGGCACCCACGGGAACGUCACAGUUCCUGGCAGAUCCAUUUACACUUACAGGCAGUUGAAAUGCCGAUGGAAAAUCAAAACAUCACCUAAGAGAAUCAUUAUUCUCAAGUUUAAAGAAAUGUGGAAAGCAUCAUCUAAUAAUUACUACGGAGAUUCACAGUUGACAAUAUUCGACGGCCUCAAUAUGUCAUCAAGUUUAGUUUUAGCCAAACUAGACGAUUUUACUUCUGAGCAAUGGAAGACUACUACACUGAUGUCUUCUGGAUCGACGAUGACAGUUAAGUUGAAAACUAGAAGAAGAUUACAACGUCACAUGAGCUUUUUAUACACUGCUGAGAAGUUUCCUGCUAAAUGGAAAUUAUGUGAUUUUAACAAAGACAAGUGCGGCUGGACUGACAAUGAUCGGGUUUGGAUUCACGUCAAAUGUAAAAAGAAGAGUGAUAACGAGAUGCUAACGAAUAUAUCUUGUUCGUCAGGCGGCAUUCUUACAGUGAGAAAGAAGAACGUAACGCGUCGAAAUAGCUACGUCAUUAAGAGUCCAUUAUAUAAAAGUUUAAGCGACACGUGUCUGAGAAUGCGCUACAGGAAUUCCAUGCCAAAUGGUCGCUUUACCGUCUCCAUGUGGACGUUAAAUCACACUUACGUUUACAAAUUUUCUGACCAACGAACAACAAAAUGGGCAAACGCUACAAUUCCAGUGCCAAACGGUCAAAUUUUCCGCGUCGUUCUGCGCGUCACAUUGGGAAAAUCUCUAAAGUGGAAAAUAGGAGAUUUGGCAAUAGACGGUAUUAGGAAAGCGCCCUGUUUUGUCGAUACCAAAUGUACGUUUAACAAGACAAACGUCUGCUCUCAUAUUAGAGUACGAUCUCCUACAAAGCGUCGUGCUGGCUGGGUGCACGAGAAGAGCGACAAUACGACAAUGACAGAAAAUCCAAGUACCCGUCUCUUUUAG